Molecule: messenger RNA, 304 nt
Organism: Oppiella nova
Lineage: Eukaryota; Metazoa; Arthropoda; Arachnida; Sarcoptiformes; Oppiidae
Source: the annotation of a GenBank genome assembly
UUCCCGGACCUCCAGAGGGCUAUACAACCGGUGAAACAGGAAUGCGUGGAACGGCUCGUGAAGUUUGAGGCGAUGGUCACCGAAGUGUUGGACAAUAAACGCAAACAGUUGGCGGAUGUGACCGAAGAGGUGACACAAGCGCUACACCAAUACGAGUCCAAUCGGCGCUCACUUCAGAAGCACGUCUUGACGACAAUCAAUGAGUUGGAGUCCAUUGAGAUACCAGACUUGGAUUGACAUUCAUGUCAUCACAACCACUAUAACAAUGACAACUCGAAUACAGAGGUCUUUAAUAUAGUUACCA